AUGGACAGGGCCAGUCAGGUACUAGUGCAAGGCGUGCCUCCUGGCAUGCCGACAUCAUAUCGUGCCCUGGCAGAUCAUAGCGAUGUCCCUCGCUCUAUCCUCCAUCAUCGUACUGCGGACGCCGCUCGAAAGAAGCGAAGGACCAGGACCAAUGGUACCUUAAGCCGUACGAAGAAGAUGUCGUUGUUAAGUUCUUAGUGCAAAUGUCCAACCUUGGGUAGCCAAUACGGAUGAAGUUUAUCCCAUCGAUCGCCUUCAGCGUUACCCGCCAGCGACCCGCGGCAGAAAGACCGCUAAAGGCACCCGGCAAGAACUGGACAAAGGCUUUGGAAAGGCGCCACCCAAUCCUCACGGCGAGAAGACUCGGGGCUAUAGACUGGAACCGCCACAAUAAGAAUAUCUAUAAGAAAGUCACACGCUGGUUUGAGGUAAUCGGAGAAGUAUUACAGGAGCCGGCCGUCCUGGCCAAGAAUGUUUAUAAUAUAGACGAGACCGGAGUCAUGCUCUCUAUGCCAGGCUCGGUCAAAGUCCUCGUAGAUAAGGAUGACAAGCGGAAGCAUAGAGGUGUGCGAGUCAAGCGCACCAUAGUAAUUGCGAUUGAAUAUAUUAGUGCUAAUAGUAGGUAUCUAAACCCGAUGAUUAUCUGGCCAGCCAGCACUUAUCGAAGUAACUGGACCACAUUCCCUACCCCUGGAUAGUACUAUACCUGCUCUGAUUCGGGCUAUAUCGACUCCAAGAUCAGCUUAAAGUGGCUCAAGCGUAUAUUUGAUCCCGAGACCAAAAAACGAGCUAACAAGAGACCUCGAAUACUGAUCUGCGACGGCUUCGGGACGCAUGAG
Molecule: messenger RNA, 839 nt
Organism: Hyaloscypha bicolor E
Lineage: Eukaryota; Fungi; Ascomycota; Leotiomycetes; Helotiales; Hyaloscyphaceae
Exons: 1
Coding region: 231-698 (155 amino acids)
Source: RefSeq, a predicted model, not a curated record